GGAUGUAAUUCACUUUCCGCGUUUGUGGUACUACCAGACUUCCACCACUCGCUCAACUAUCAGUUACCUGCAAAACCCUAACAAACCCUUCGGUUGUUUAACGUACCAAGACCCAGAGCACUUCGCCCGGCGAUGGAAGAGACGGCGACGGACCUUAUAGUCGGAGAACCACCGAAGAUUCCGACUGAGCCACCUCAACUGCCUCGAAAAUCGGUGCUUGAUAUGUCAGCGGACGAGCUGGUGGCGAAAUCUAUAGUUCCGGUGAAGAAGGAAUAUAUUUGUCCUGUACCUAUCAGACUUGGUAGUGAUAACAAUGGACCAUCAGGCGACGCUGUUCCUGCCUCCACCACCGCCUCUGCACGACCUGUUAGUAAGGAGAAAAAAUCGAAAAGACAGCUCAAGAGAGAACGAAAUCAGGAAAAGCAAUCAACACGUAAUCUCUGUCCUAUGGUUGCUAAGACAGGAAAAGCAGAUUCAUGUCCCUAUAAUGAUAAGUGUCGUUUUAGCCAUGACAUAGAAGCAUUUAAGGAUCAGAAACCUGCUGAUUUGGAAGGCAACUGCCCAUUUGAUGGUGAUGAAGGUCCAUGCCCCUAUGGAUUAGGUUGUAGAUUUUUAGGUACACAUACAAUUACUGAUGUUGCUAGUGGAAUCUCAAAUGGCAAUAAAAACUCUGAAAUCAAUGGACUGAAGAAAGAUGUCCAAAGGCUAUUGUGGAAGAACAAAAUGAAGUUCCCUAAGGCAGAUGCUGAACUCAAAGUCCUUGGUUUAAUGGGCCCAACAAAAUCAAAAAAGACACCCUCGAGUAAUAACGAAGAAGAAAAUCAAACAGUUUCAAAUGAUUCUCAUGUCACAAAUGAGAAUGGUUGUUGUGAAAUGAACGAGUGCUCUCUAGAAGCUACUGAGAAAGCUGAAGGAAAUAAUAGUGGUGAUGAUCCUCGACCCCAAAAGAGAGGAAAACCAUUAAAUGAUCAAACUUCUGAAGUCAUUGGUGAAAUUAACGGUUCAAGUUAUGAGGUGAAAGAUGUAGACACAAGUGUUGGGAACCUUCCUUUUCGAAGGGUUUGCAAAGCAUUAGGUGCUGACAUCACAUGUGGCGAAAUGGCAAUGUGCACAAAUCUUCUACAGGGUCAGGCUGCAGAGUGGGCCCUAUUAAGGCGCCAUGUGUCGGAAGAUAUAUUUGGAGUACAAAUAUGUGGGGCCUAUCCUGACACUGUUGCUCGAGCUUGUGAACUAAUUGAACAGGAAUGCAGAGUGGAUUUCAUUGAUAUUAAUAUGGGAUGUCCAAUCGAUCUUGUGGUUAACAAAGGUGCUGGAUCAGCUCUUCUUUCAAAACCAAUGCGUAUGAAAAAUGUGAUUCAAGCAGCUUCUUCUACAGUAGAUAUUCCAAUAACUAUAAAGGCACGAACAAGUUACUAUGAGGGAAGAAGCCGGAUCGAUUCUGUAAUAGCUAAUGUUGCCGAAUGGGGAGCGAGUGCACUUACUAUACAUGGUAGGUCCCGCCAGCAGCGUUACACAAAGCAACCCGAUUGGGACUAUGUUUACGAAUGUACGAAAAAGGCCCCUCAAUCUUUGCAAGUUCUCGGAAAUGGCGACAUAUUUUCGUUUUCUGACUGGAAGACUCACAAAUCCGAUUGCCCUCAGCUUUCCUCUUGCAUGAUUGCUCGUGGCGCUUUAGUUAAGCCAUGGCUUUUCACUGAAAUUAAAGAGCAGCGUGACUGGGACAUAAGUUCGGGUGAACGGUUGGAUAUUUUUAAAGAUUAUGUUCGUUUUGGACUCCAACACUGGGGUUCCGACACUAAAGGUGUGGAGACAACGAGGCACUUCUUACUAGAAUGGCUUAGUUACACAUACAGAUAUGUUCCAUUUGGGUUGUUGGAAGUGAUUCCUCAGAAGCUUAACUGGCGUCCACCUGCUUACUUUGGGCGUGAUGAUCUCGAGACAUUAAUGGCUUCUGAAUCUGCAGCCGAUUGGAUUAAAAUCUCGGAGAUGUUGCUUGAAAACAGGCUGUUGUCUUCCUUUGAAAAAUCAUCUUGA
Lactuca virosa is the source of this 2034-nucleotide messenger RNA. The record is from the annotation of a GenBank genome assembly. NCBI's taxonomy places the organism in Eukaryota, Viridiplantae, Streptophyta, Magnoliopsida, Asterales, Asteraceae.